CUCCGCCCCGAGGCAGCUCCCACGCGGGACUCUCGCACUCCAAGCUAGAGACCCUGGGCUCCGACAUGUCACCGUCCAGUUGUUUGCGUCUGCUCACCUUUGUCGCCCUGAUUCUGCCCAGCAGAGGGCAGACGCCAGCAAAGGCCACACCAGGUUCUGCGAUGGACCAGAAUUCCGCGAAUACUCCAGUCCCAGUUCCAGAUGAAACCAUCCCAGAAGUCCAGCCUACCCCUCCCAUUUCCAUCUGGGACACUGAUGAAGCCACACAAAGCCAGACAGAGGCCAAAACCGAGAUCCAGCAACCGACAGGAAUGGACACCAUGAACCCGGCUGCACAGCCAGGGACACACACGAGCAGAGAGAAAGGUACCACAGCACCCCCUGAGAUGGGGUCUCCAAGCCCAACCAAAGAUGAAGUGUGGUUCUACUUACCCAAUUUACACGCCUCGAAUGAGAACAACCCCUUCUACUACGAUGAUUUCACUCUCAGGAAGCGGGGACUCCUGGUGGCAGCAGUGCUGUUCAUCACCGGCAUUAUCAUUCUCACCAGUGGGAAGUGUAGACAGUUGUCCCGAGUAUGCCUGAAUCGCCACAGGUGAGUGGGGACUGACACCCCGAUGGGCAGCCCAGCUGGAACCUCCAUGCCACAGCAGCUCACCACCCCCUGCGCCUCCCUCUGCCCCAAGAGCCUACAGAGUGGCCAACACAAAAUGAUUCUCAAAGGAAGAGGCCACUGGAGGGAGCCAGGCCUUAGACUGGUGGCCUCCCCACCCUGAGGGUGGCUCCCCAGGCAUGCCCUGCCCUGCCCCCUAUCUAAUCUGUUCAGAUAAAUCCAAGUGGUUUUUCUUC
Arvicola amphibius (Eurasian water vole) is the source of this 849-nucleotide messenger RNA. It is a transcript of the gene Fxyd5, whose product is annotated as FXYD domain containing ion transport regulator 5. The coding region runs from base 66 to 599 and encodes 177 amino acids. Gene Ontology annotation, biological process: regulation of sodium ion transmembrane transporter activity. Lineage: Eukaryota; Metazoa; Chordata; Mammalia; Rodentia; Cricetidae. The record is from RefSeq and is a predicted model, not a curated record. The transcript has 9 exons. Gene Ontology annotation, cellular component: membrane. Gene Ontology annotation, molecular function: sodium channel regulator activity.